Pelobates cultripes (western spadefoot toad) is the source of this 372-nucleotide messenger RNA. The record is from the annotation of a GenBank genome assembly. NCBI's taxonomy places the organism in Eukaryota, Metazoa, Chordata, Amphibia, Anura, Pelobatidae.
AUGGCAGAGCACAAGACCGCCUGCGGCCGCAAAACGCAGCAAGAAGCCGCAAAGAGGCACAACCCCCGAGACACCCGAGCGGGAGAUACCGCACAGAUGAAACUCCUAGGUGUUGGCUCACCCCAGGCGCUGCCCCCCCCCUUGGCCGGCGGGGGUUAUCCCGGCCAUUUGGCGGCAACCCGCGACACGACGGGGGCUCCCGCGUGGAGUGCGCACUUGCCGCCUACACUGGCAAAGGCUGUGGAAGAACCAGCAAGCCAGCAGAAGAAGACACAGACAUGGAGGGGAAAAGAAAGCUCUGGUAGAGUGACUUACAGACCCCAAACUGCUCAUUGCCCCACCAAGGGCCUGGAUGAGAUGAUCGGGAACUGA